AUGUCCGGAAAUCUAUCCAGCGCCGCCGAGGACCGCAAAGCCCGCCUGGCCGCCCUCAAGUCUCUCAAGCGCAAGCAACCAGAAGAAUCCACAGAAACCGACGACAACAUCCAAACAGAACCAGACUUCACUCAGGACGUCUCCUCCAUCAUCCUCUCAGGCCGCAAUUACGACGCUACAACACGCGCCCCAAAACUCGGUUUCGAGAACGAUCCCUCAGCACAAGAAAACACCCUAGAGAGAAAAGCACAAGAGCUGGCAGAAGCCACANAAAAGCAAGCAGCCCAGGAAGAACAACAAGACAAACCUUUGGAUCUGUUCAAGCUGCAGCCCAAANAACCCAAUUGGGAUCUAAAGCGCGACUUGGACCGCAAGCUGGACAUUUUGAACGUGCGCACCGACAAUGCCAUUGCGAAAUUGGUCCGCCAGAGGAUAGCCGCAACACAGGCUGAGAAGAGGAAAACCACUGGUGUGACAAACAACGAGGGCGAGGCUGUUGGUAUGGAAGGUGCAGAGUUGCUCGAAGCUACUAACUUGAGAGAAAAGGAGGACGAAGAGGAGGCUAGGAGAGAAGACGAAGCUCAGGCUGACCUUUUGGAUGGCAGCUGA
Molecule: messenger RNA, 609 nt
Organism: Aureobasidium vineae
Lineage: Eukaryota; Fungi; Ascomycota; Dothideomycetes; Dothideales; Saccotheciaceae
Source: the annotation of a GenBank genome assembly